Messenger RNA from Blepharisma stoltei, 1476 nucleotides. Lineage: Eukaryota; Ciliophora; Heterotrichea; Heterotrichida; Blepharismidae. The record is from the annotation of a GenBank genome assembly.
AUGGGCGAAGACCUUUGGAAGGUAACGGCUGAGAUGUACAGCUCGCUAAUAAGCAAGCCUAAAAUGAACGAUAAAUUGCUUAAGAAGCCUCCGUUUAGAUUUCUUCAUGACGUUAUCAUGGCAACCAUGGCGGCUACAGGCUAUCCCCAGGGGUUAUUUACUGAGCAAGAAUGCGAUUCUGCAAACGUGACGGAGCGAGAUGCAAAAACAAAUUUCUUAGAAAAAAUUAUCCAGCACGUUUCCAAUACAAUCGGCGAGCAAAUCGCUGCAAAGCCUAGCAAAAUUGUUGCCGGCCAAGAAUGGGAAAGCACAAACAUCUUUUUGCAAGGCCUUUAUAGAGCAGCAACAGGGCAAUACCAAAAGCAAGCACUUCCUGCAGAGGAGCCAAGAGCCAAAAGAAAAGAAGACAGAAAAGCCAGAGACCCUGAGGAAGGCAAAGCCAAUGAGGAAGCCAAAGCAAGAGAAGAAGCCAAAGCCAAAGAAGACGCAAAAAACCGAGCUAGAGAAGAAGCAAAACAAAAAGCUAGAGAAGAAGCUAAAGCAAAGGAAGCCAAAGCUGCAGAAGAAGCUAAAGCCCAAGAAGCAAGAGCUUUAGAAGAGGCUAGAAAGAAAGAAGAGUCCCGCAAAAGAGAAGAGGGCAGAAAAAAGGAAGAAAGGCCUAAGAAAGAAGAAGACAAAAAGGAGCCGCCUAAAAGAGACGAAAAAGGCAGAAGAGGUGAAGAGAAAAAAGCACCACCAAAGCAAGAACCGCCUAAAGAAGAACCUAAAGCAGAACCUCAAAAAAAGGCAGAAAGACCUACAACAGCUGGGAGAAGGCCUCCAAAAAAUCAGCCAAAAGGUGUAGAAGAAGUAAAAGGACCUUCUGCUCCGACUCACAUUAUUUCUGAAAGCAAUAAAGAUGAAGAUGAAGACAUCCCUAUUACUUCUCAACAACCCUCCAAAACAAAUCCUCAAUAUGAAAAUAUAAAAGCAGAAGAGCAUGGAAAGUUUGUUAGAGAGGCAAUGGAAAAAGAUAAAGAAAGCAGCAAAAAAGUCGUAAUUGAUCGUGAAAAAUCAGAUUUAAACGAAGAUCAAGGGAAAAAAAUCAAGCUAGGUAGAAUAGGUGGCAAUAGGAAAGGAGAUAGACCAGCUGCACCAGUUGAUAUUGCUGACAUUGAUACCCUCAAGACUUCGAUCCAAAAGCUUGUCCAAAGCACAAAUCCAUUAGGAAAAUCAAUGGACUUUGUUAAUGAUGAUAUAGAAAGCAUGAAGCGAGAGUAUGAAAAAUGGAAAAAUCAAUAUAUACAGGCCAAUGCAAAAAUGGAAGAACAGAAAAGAAUCACUGAAGACCAGCUACAGCCACUUUAUGAUAAACUAGCAGAGGUGGAGGAAUCAAUUAAGGAAAAACAAUUGAAAAUUAACCAUACUAAGGCCCAGAUUUUGAAGAAUGAAAAUUUGAUCAGAACUUUAUUGCAGGACGUCGUUUCUGUGAAAUAA